AUGACUAUCUGUACUUAUAACGCCCGUACUCUUGCAUCGGAUGCGGCCACUGAAGAUCUGAUGAUGCAAGCCAGGAAGUUUACGUACGACAUCAUCGGACUGACCGAGACGAGACGACGCCACCCACUGAACGCCGUGUUUGAUACUGGAGAAGAACUGUUCUUAGGAACAUGCGACAGUAGAAGAGUUGGUGGAGUUGGCGUCCUCAUCAACACGACCUUUUCACAACACCAUUUCAACACCACAGUACUUCCGAAAAUGCGGUGA
This is a messenger RNA of Necator americanus (New World hookworm), 267 nucleotides long. RefSeq lists its product as uncharacterized. The transcript has a single exon. Bases 1 to 267 code for a protein of 88 amino acids. Lineage: Eukaryota; Metazoa; Nematoda; Chromadorea; Rhabditida; Ancylostomatidae. The record is from RefSeq and is a predicted model, not a curated record.